GGUGCAACUACUGUUGCGGCUUUUUGACGUGCUCCGGAACAGCUCGUGCGUCUGUGUGCGAGAGGCACCAAACUCAAGCGCGCGGAUUAUCCCUCCCCUUUUCAUUUUUCGUCUUCUCGCUCCCACACACGCACGGCGGGCGCUACGCUGCAGUGGAGCAAACAGCAGGCAGCCAUAAUUACAGUUUUUAUUAUAAUUUGACAUUCCUUACUUCUUAUUAGUUUUCUCUCCCCCUUUUUUGUCUUUGCGUCUCUUCCGUGUUCUCGUACGAACUUCCUACGAGCGGCAUCAAACGAGGUCAGCUCCUCAUUACAAGCACUCUUCCUCUCCCGAAACGGCCUGCACACACGACUCUUGCGAAGUACAUUCAUAAAAACCGCAACGCAAGGCUUUUUUUUUCAUCCAAAAGCCGCUCAGGAAUGGCGUCUUCGUCUUCAUCUUCCGCCGCUGCGGUGGAGCAGCGCCUUCUCCACCGCCUUUCCACCGCAGCUGAGGAGGCAGUUCCGUAUGAGCGCUUAAAGCGUGAGCUAAACCUCGGCGCGAAUGGCGGGGAGGGUGUGAUUCGACAGUUGGUGGAGCAGAAUCGUUUGCGCCUGCGUCGCGGCGGCGGCGGCGACAGCCAGAUCUACGUCUCAAUUGUGAACAACAUCAACGGGUCGCUGUCGCUCGUGAUGGAUGCGGUACGGGCGAGCGGGGAGAGCGGUAUCGAUCAGACCCAGUUGCAGAACAAAGUGCGGAUGCCCAAGACGGAGCUCGGCAAGGCCCUCGCUGCACUCGCGGCGAAAGGCCUCAUUAAGGAGCACCGCUCCUUCACGAAUCGCGCCAAGCGCAUCUACACUCUCUUCCACGUUGACCCCUCCGCCCACGUGACGGGCGGGACGAUGUACUGCGGCGAGAAUUUGGACACCGCCUUUGUGGACGAGUGGCGGCGGGAGCUGACGCGGUUUAUCUCGACGCGGCGGAUGGUGGGCUUCGAUCAGAUAAAGCGCCACGUUGAGGCGGUGCAGAGCGCCAGUAGCGGCGGCUCCGCCAGCACCUCCGCACAGGUAGGAGGAGGUGGAGGGGGUGGCGGCAGCGGCGGCACGUCGCCCAUGACCCCCCUCGUGGUCACGAUGAUCGACUCCGCCUACACUCGACCUGUCGCCGCCCCGAUCCAUCCUUCGGCGGGUGCUGCGGGCGGUGUCGGGCAUCCGAACUCAACGAGCGAUGUGUCGGGGGUCGCCAACGCGGCCUUUGCCUCAAAGCAGCUCUCCGAGAUCGACCUGCGCACCCUCGUCCAGACGCUGGUGCUGGAUGGUGUGCUGGAGCUGCGGGUGCCGGACUCACAGGAGGAGGUCAGUGCUCCGCAGUACCAAAUUGCGUGUGGCCAGGGCGUGAUGCGCCACUUUACGGUGCAAGCGCGGCGACGACAGCAGCAGCAGCAGCAGCAGCAGCGUGGAGCCUCCGGCGUGGACGGCAGCCCACCAAGGCAGCGUCUCCGCCGUGACAGCUGCGAGGCGGCCGCGGGGGCCGCCGGUACUUCUUCGUCUUGUGCAAAUCUUUUACUGGAUAUUGAAAGCGACAGCGUUGUCAGCACGAUGGACGCGCUUCGGCAGACGAGUCUGUGGGAGCCGGCGCCGGUCUCGCAGCCGUCCGCGCAGGAGGCGGUGGACGGGUGGUCGUACAUGCCGGCGCUGGGGUUUCCGUGCUUGGGUUGUCCGCAGCUGGAGCGCUGCUCCGUGUCGGGGUACGGUGUGGUGAACCCGAAGAGCUGCGCGUAUUUGAAGGAGUGGCUGAGUUAA
Messenger RNA from Leptomonas pyrrhocoris, 1781 nucleotides. RefSeq lists its product as hypothetical. NCBI's taxonomy places the organism in Eukaryota, Euglenozoa, Kinetoplastea, Trypanosomatida, Trypanosomatidae. Gene Ontology annotation, cellular component: RNA polymerase III complex. Gene Ontology annotation, biological process: transcription by RNA polymerase III. The transcript has a single exon. The coding region runs from base 420 to 1781 and encodes 453 amino acids. The record is from RefSeq and is a predicted model, not a curated record.